Messenger RNA from Pygocentrus nattereri (red-bellied piranha), 1376 nucleotides. It is a transcript of the gene krt98, whose product is annotated as keratin 98. The record is from RefSeq and is a predicted model, not a curated record. The transcript is spliced from 8 exons. Bases 111 to 1259 code for a protein of 382 amino acids. Gene Ontology annotation, molecular function: structural molecule activity. Lineage: Eukaryota; Metazoa; Chordata; Actinopteri; Characiformes; Serrasalmidae.
GGUACUUAAAGAAGUUCUUCCACAAAGUUAAUCCACAGGCAAACAGGUGUUUGAUUAUACACUCCUUGUUUUCAUCUUGUGUUUACCACAACCUUUACUAGGGCAGCAUCAUGUCCUUCUCAAGUAGAUCCUAUGGAACCUAUGGAUACAGGGCUCUCAGCAUGUAUGGGGGAGCUGGGGGCCAAGGAGCUCGCAUCUCAACUUCAAGUCGUGGGUCUCUUUACGGAUCUGUCUGGGGCUUAAAUCUUGCUGACGGCCUUGAUCUCCACAUUUCAACCAAUGAGAAGGUCACCAUGCAGAAUCUGAACAAUCGUCUGGCUUCCUAUAUGCAGGAGGUGCAUUCUCUGGAGAAGAAAAAUGCUAAGCUGGAGAAGAACAUCGCAGAGUGGUAUGAAAGCCAUAAUAUCAUCUUCUGUGACCACACUGACUUCUUGGAAAAGGUCAAAGAUCUAAGAGAGCAGAUCGAGUACAUCACUAAGUGUAAUGCCAAGACUGUGCUUGACAUCGACAAUUUUAGACUGGCUUCUAAAGAUUUCCAAAUGAUGUAUGAGACUGAGAGAAACAUGCAUGUGGUGUUGGAGGAAGACACCACAUGCAUCAGAAAGGUUCUGGAUGAGAUGACCUUUUUCCGCUCAGAUUUGGAGCUGCAGUAUGAGAGCCUGAAGGAAGAGUUCAUCAUGCUCAAGAUGAACCAUGAACAGGAAAUGGCUGAGGUACGUGAGCAGGCUACCCAGGUGAAUGUGUCUGUGGAUGCAGCGCCCUCUACAGACCUUAACAAGGCCUUGUCAGAAAUCAGACAGCAUUAUGAGGCCCUGACUGCCAAAAACCGCAGCGACCUGGAAAUGUGGUUCCAGAGCAAGAUUUCCACUGUGGAGCAGGAUGUGGUCACGCACUCAGAGGAACUGCACUACAGUAAAACGGAACUCAAAGAGUUGAAGAGCACCUUUCAGACACUACAGGUUGAACUGCAGACCCACCACAGCAUGAGAAUGUCCAAUGAGGAAAGUCUUGCAGAGACUGAAGCUCAGUAUUCUGAACAGUUAGCAGAGCUGCAGAGAACUAUCAAUAACCUGGAGCUCCAACUCUAUCACAUCCACUCUGACAUGACCUCCAACAAAAGGGAAUAUGACAUACUCCUGGGCCUCAAGAAUCAUCUGGAGAGAGAGAUCACAGAGUAUAGAUUACUGCUGGAGGGAGAAAAAAGUGAGCACCAAAUUGCUCACAAGACAACUACCGUGGUAGAGACACUUGUGGAUUGAAAGGUGGUGGAAAGCACAGAGACCGUGACAACGGACGAUUGACAGAUUUGUUAAUUGAGCUGAUUGACACAAAUUUAUUAUUCAAAUCAAAAAGUAAAUCCAAAAUGUCACCUAAAA